Molecule: messenger RNA, 687 nt
Organism: Caenorhabditis remanei
Lineage: Eukaryota; Metazoa; Nematoda; Chromadorea; Rhabditida; Rhabditidae
Exons: 4
Coding region: 1-687 (228 amino acids)
Molecular function (GO): protein binding
Source: RefSeq, a predicted model, not a curated record
AUGUCAGAAGGUGCUCCACCAUCAAAGCGACAAUGCAGCGUAUUGUUGAGGAGAGAAACCGAAGAGACAUCUCCAAGAAAAAAUAUUCUGGAAUUCGUCGGAUCCGACACGAACCUCCAUGAUGUUGUCCUUCUGGUACAAAACCGCAAGUUUUAUGUGAAUAAGAAGCAACUUGCCGUCCACUCGAAAUUCUUUCAUCGCAUGUUUUUCGGUGGAUUUGAAGAAACCGAGAAAGAUGAGAUCGAGAUUAAAGAUCUCGACGCAUCGCAGUUCCACAACUUCUUGGAGGCGGUUUAUGGAGUACUGUAUGUUGAUGACUCCAUCGUCGAAGGUCUCAUCGAGCUCGCUGAUCGGCUCGACUGCGAGCACAUUCUCAAAAAGUGUAAGGAUCACCUUAUGGAAAUGAAAAAUGGGCCUUCCAACAAGUUGUUGAGAAUGGCAAUCCGGUACGACAUGAAGCCAUUGAAGACUAAGAUUCUCUCAAGCAUCAAAACCAAACGAGACUUGAGAGAUCUGAUUCGCCCAACUACGGACGGUUUCGAUCACGAAACCAUGAAUUUCCUUCUUGAGAAGUCGUUGGGAAUGGAACAAGGCCCUCUUUUCUUCGAAGAUGGUUUUCCUGGAUCAUCUACUAAUGAAAGUGCUCGUACUGUGUCUCGUUGGCUCGCCAUGCGCGAUACAGACUAA